This is a messenger RNA of Lycium ferocissimum, 2723 nucleotides long. RefSeq lists its product as uncharacterized. Gene Ontology annotation, biological process: regulation of transcription by RNA polymerase II. Gene Ontology annotation, molecular function: transcription coactivator activity. Bases 1003 to 2127 code for a protein of 374 amino acids. The record is from RefSeq and is a predicted model, not a curated record. Gene Ontology annotation, cellular component: SAGA complex. Lineage: Eukaryota; Viridiplantae; Streptophyta; Magnoliopsida; Solanales; Solanaceae. The transcript has a single exon.
ACUCACUUAAAUCCUCUAUAAGCAGUUUAUAGUAUUUCUCUUUAGAAUCUUUCCUUCUUUUAACAUAACAAUAUAUAUGUACAAACUUGAGCAAAUAUAUCUUCUUUAACUAACUUCACCCACGCGCAGUAAGCCCACGCUCCAUAAAUACACCAAUCAACAAGCAAGUGGCACAACGUAAGAAAGAAAGCGCGUGGUAAUAUGAAGUUCUUCCACACGAGUAAGAAAAAUGUUAAAAGUACAAAAAAAACACAAGAACAAAGAAAGUAAUAUCAAUUCUUGAUUUUAGAAGUGUAAACUUUAUUCUCAAUUCUUGAUAAUUAGAGGUGAAUUGAAAUGCAAAGAGAUGGAAGAAGAAGCUUACAUGGGGUAUCAAGAAAAACAAGUAAGAGUUGAAAAGUACGUGUUUUUGUAUACUUUGUGAAUCUUGAAUUGUAUACUAAGUUGAAGCUUCAAUAAGGUCAAAAGUGUCCACUUUUGCCUGCGAGAGUUCUAAUUUCUCUUCUUUUUAAGUCCAAUUUCAUGUAGAAUGAAUUUGAACUUGGGGUGUGAAGCUUCAAGCUUUAAACUUUUAGAAAAAAGGUGACAUUUUGGGUAUGUGUUAGUUCUGGAAUUUUUCUAAAGUUGUGGUUUUUUCUUGGAAUUACUGGAAAUGGAGGGUUUUUCUAAGUAAUGGUUUUGAUGGGAUUUCAGGUAUGGAGUUUUGGGAUUUGAACUUUUUCAAGAUUGUGUUUUGGAGGGAGAGUUAGUUGAGAAUUUGGAUUUUUACAUCUUAUACUGUAACAAGUUGAGAUUUUGGAGAUGGGAUUUGAUUUGGCAAUGCAAAGAUUGCUAUUAGAGGAAUUCAAUAUAGUUUCCAAGUAAGGUUUUUGGAGUUGGAGGGGGAAAAAAAACACUAAUUUAGUUGUGAUAUUGGGUUCUGACCCUGACUUUUUCUGUCUUCGAGUAGUGGGAACGUUAUAGUUUUUGGUUUUUGUGUAUGGAAUUCAUGUUUAGACAGAUAUGAAACCACCACAUCAGCAUUCACGGAUCAAUAUUGCCGAAUUGAAAGCUCAGAUAGUGAGGAAACUCGGACCAGAUGGGUCGAAACAGUACUUUUAUUACUUAAAUAGGUUGCUGAGCUUGAAGAUAAGCAAGGUUGAGUUCAGCAAGAUUUGUCUUAGGAUCUUUGGGAGCGAGAAUAUUGCACUGCACAAUCAGUUUAUCCGUUCUAUUUUGAAAAAUGCUUGUAGUGCAAAAGUUCCACCGUCAAGUCAUGACGAUAAGUUUUUGAAGCCUGGUGCAGUGCUUGGUAGUAAUGAGGCUUCAAAUGAUGCUUAUGAGCAAAAUGGAUCCUUAAAAAGGUCUUCAAGUCAACCAGGUUUGUCAAAUGGGGACAUUCUUCCAUUAUCUCCUCAAAAGGCCAGAACAGGCUUGCGUGAGCAUAGGGCUGGGGAUCACCGUUGUGCGCUUGGACCAAAUGAGAAAACUAAUCUUACUUUUCAACAACCAACGACAGAAUUGAGUGAAGAAAGGGAGGCAUCGAGUCAAGAAACAGCGAAACUUUCUUUAACAAAGAGACCACUUGAAGGUCCAGUUUCUGUACAUAACAAAGAGAUGCAUGCUAGGAGAGAACUACAAGCUCCGCUUGGAGUUCCAUUUUACCCUGUUAGUGUAGGUGGAUCACAUAGAGUAUUGCCUCUGGCUACAAGUAGUAAAUGUGUUAGCUUUUCUAAUUAUGGUGCUUUGUUGGACAACGUAACAUUGAGGGAACGCAUGGAGCAGAUUGCUGCAGAACAGGGCCUCGAAGGGGUGGAAAUCGAUUGUGCCAAUCUGGUGAACAGUGGUUUAGAUUCUUACUUAAAAGGUUUAAUAAGAUCUUGUGUUCAACUUUUGGGUGCAAGGUCUGGGCAUGACCCUACUAAGAUCAGCAAAAAGAAGCAGCCGACUUAUAUGAAGCCUGUAAAUGGUCUCAGACCAGGCCAUCAUUUUCAGGUGAUUAGCGAUAGAUCUUUAGAAGUCAUGCAAGAACAGGUUCCGCACAGCCUAAUAUCAUUGAAAGAUUUUAGGGUUGCCAUGGAGCUAAACCCACAGCAACUUGGCAAAGAUUGGCCUUUGCUGCUGGAGAAAUUAUGUGCUCGUCUCUGAGAAUAAAGCAUAUAGGGACUUUGUUGUCUUCCGAUUGAGCUUGUAUUGGUCCCUACUGGAUCAGAGGGCACUGUCCUUUCUAGGGACUUUGUGCGGCCUCUGUGUUAGUUCUCUCAUGGCCCUUUGAACCAGUCAAUAAUGGUUGAGGUUGGACUUGCCUCUUUGAAGAUGAUAGGGACCAGAGCCAAGUACUAUUUGUCUCACCUGCUACAGGUAACUUUGGCCAGAAAACCCCCAUUUAUUUGCAACCACUGAAAGGGAUUUGAAGAAGAGAAUCCCUGUUGGUUGCCCUGUUGUAUCAUCAGCAUAAUUACGUCUGAAUAUUUUCUGAAUUCUCUUGUAAUUUAUAGUCAAUGAGCAAAUUUUGAACAGUUUUGGAGGAAUAAUUGUAGUGUGGUGCUUUUUCAGAAAGGUGAAACUGAAUGAUGCAAGAGUUCAUGUGUAUCAACAACACGUUAAACAGAUUUUCGCCAGUGGCUUAAUCAGCUCACGAUUUCCUUACUUUUAAGUCAAAGCUUGUAUGGUUGUGGUCCAAGUUUUGUUUUUCUUACAUUGUUAUUGUUUAGGUGAGUAACCCCAUGAAUGCUGCUUAUUUC